CCACUUUCAAGUCCUUCGACGCAACACAUCGGAGAAGCGACAACACCACAACCGUCGCCAUGCCUACCCGAACUUCAAAGACCCGCAAGCACCGCGGUCACGUCUCCGCCGGAAAGGGUCGUGUCGGCAAGCACCGCAAGCACCCCGGUGGUCGUGGUCUGGCUGGUGGUCAGCACCACCACCGCACCAACAUGGACAAGUACCACCCUGGUUACUUCGGUAAGGUUGGUAUGCGGUACUUCCACAAGCAGCAGAACCACUUCUGGAAGCCCAUCAUCAACCUCGACAAGCUGUGGUCACUCGUCCCCACCGAGACCCGUAACGCCUACGUCUCCGGCGAGAAGAAGGACACCGUCCCCGUCCUCGACCUCCUGCCCCUGGGCUACUCCAAGCUGCUCGGCAAGGGCCGCAUUCCCGAAAUCCCCCUGGUUGUCCGCGCGCGAUGGGUCAGCAAGCUCGCUGAGCAGAAGAUCAAGGAGGCUGGUGGUGUCGUCGAGCUGGUUGCGUAAAUGGCAUUUGAAAAAGAAUCAACAUGCUGGUGUGUGCUGGAGUAAGGCUUGUGGAUUUGGAACCGGGCACUUUUUCUCAAAGGUGGAAAAUAGAAAUCCCUUCGCCUUUCAACCCCAAAUGUAUACCGAGACAAAGUGGUCUUCUUUUUUUGGGGAACAAGAAGGGAUUGGGUUGGUCGGCUACGAGCAUUGCAUCAGGGACUCUUUAACGGAGUUUGUUAACGAAUG
This is a messenger RNA of Trichoderma reesei QM6a, 737 nucleotides long. RefSeq names its product ribosomal protein L28 (gene rpl28). The transcript is spliced from 4 exons. Gene Ontology annotation, cellular component: ribosome; cytosolic large ribosomal subunit. The record is from RefSeq and is a predicted model, not a curated record. The coding region runs from base 60 to 509 and encodes 149 amino acids. Gene Ontology annotation, biological process: translation. NCBI's taxonomy places the organism in Eukaryota, Fungi, Ascomycota, Sordariomycetes, Hypocreales, Hypocreaceae. Gene Ontology annotation, molecular function: structural constituent of ribosome.